Messenger RNA from Eublepharis macularius, 1245 nucleotides. RefSeq names its product schlafen like 1 (gene SLFNL1). Gene Ontology annotation, molecular function: nucleic acid binding. The transcript has 3 exons. The record is from RefSeq and is a predicted model, not a curated record. NCBI's taxonomy places the organism in Eukaryota, Metazoa, Chordata, Lepidosauria, Squamata, Eublepharidae. The coding region runs from base 1 to 1245 and encodes 414 amino acids.
AUGGAAGCGGUCUCUGAGGAGGCAACAGAAUGUGAUGUGCCAGUGAGCAAGUCAGUGUCUGUGCUGGAGUUGGCUGCUUCGGCAGAAGCAACAGCGGACAAGGAAGAAGACCAGCCUUCUGGACCGACAUGUUCCUACGUCCUAUACAUCGGAAACUUGAAUCCCAAAUACUCACGGGAAGUUAUCUGCAGCAUGCUAAAAGAUAUCUUAGGCAUGGCCGGUGUCACUCUCCAGCGGCACAACAUCGAAGUGAUCCGGAAACGCAGGCAGGCCUAUGCUUUCGUGCAGGUGGCAACAGAAGUCAGCUUGGAGCAUGUCCUAAAACAGUUGCUGCUCACGUCUGAAUCGGAGCAACACCUUGUCAAGGAGCUGGUGAAGAAAGGCAAAAAUCUGGUUGUGGGAGAAGGCAAGAAAUGUGCGUUUGGGACCAACGAUGGCAGAGAGACUGACUCUGUAGGAAGCAGGUCAGAAUCUCGUCUAGGAGGGCUGCAGGUGCCAGAGAGGCGGACAAAGCCACCGUUCAGUGAAACCCAGACUAACUUCAGCAGAAAGGUUGCUCAGCACACUUGGAGACUGAGGGACCGGCCAGGAGCCUUUCUGAGCGGCACGUGUUCAGACAGCGCCAUUGUCCAGAAAGAGAUCGUAGGCAAGGAGCAGCUGUUCUAUGGAGCUUCCAUGGGUAAUGAGACACGGAACAUAGAGUUCAAGCGUGGUGGGGGGGAAUAUUUGACAGUCACUCUGAAGCAUCAUGUGCGGAAGUAUGCGUGCGCAUUCCUCAACAGUGAAGGGGGAAGCCUUUUUGUGGGGGUAGAAGACAACGGCUUGGUGCUGGGAGUCCACUGCGACCACAAAGACGAAGACAGGGUCCGCCUUCUUAUCGACUCGGUUCUGAAGGGUUUCAAGCCUCAAGUUUUUCCAGCAGCAUAUACACUGAGUUUCAUCCCUGUUAUCAAAGCUGAAGACACCGGCAUCUUCCUGAAAGUUAUCCGGUUAACUGUUCAUCCUCCCAAACAACACGGGGAGCCACUACUUUAUGAAACAGACCAAGGGGAAGUAUACAUGCGGCGAGAUGGCAGUAUUCAAGGCCCUCUCUCUGGGAGUGCCAUCCAAGAGUGGUGUCGACAGAAAUGGAAAGAGGAGAUCAAGAAGUUGGAGGAGAAAAUAGAGAGCGUGUUGAAGGAAAAGGAGAUGCUGCAGCAGCACGUGCACCGGGAUACCAGCUCCGGAUGCUGUGCCCUCGUGUAA